This is a messenger RNA of Fonsecaea monophora, 375 nucleotides long. RefSeq names its product RING-box protein 1A. The record is from RefSeq and is a predicted model, not a curated record. Bases 1 to 375 code for a protein of 124 amino acids. Gene Ontology annotation, molecular function: cullin family protein binding; ubiquitin protein ligase activity; zinc ion binding. Lineage: Eukaryota; Fungi; Ascomycota; Eurotiomycetes; Chaetothyriales; Herpotrichiellaceae. The transcript has 4 exons. Gene Ontology annotation, cellular component: cullin-RING ubiquitin ligase complex; nucleus. Gene Ontology annotation, biological process: ubiquitin-dependent protein catabolic process; protein ubiquitination.
AUGGCGGACGUUGAAAUGGCAGACGCUGCUACACCUUCCGACUCUAAGACCAAAGCCACUGCGAAGACCUCAAAAUCAGGAGUUACUGAGGGCGGCGAGCCUAAGAAGAGAUUUGAAGUCAAGAAGUGGAAUGCGGUCGCCCUAUGGGCAUGGGAUAUUGUUGUCGACAACUGCGCCAUCUGCAGAAACCACAUUAUGGAUCUUUGCAUUGAAUGCCAGGCAAACCAGGGCGCAGCUACGACAGAGGAAUGUACAGUUGCAUGGGGAAUUUGCAAUCACGCCUUCCACUUUCACUGCAUCUCCCGCUGGCUCAAGACUCGACAAGUGUGUCCGUUGGACAAUCGAGACUGGGAAUUCCAGAAAUACGGCCGCUAA